This is a messenger RNA of Oryzias melastigma (Indian medaka), 562 nucleotides long. RefSeq names its product 43 kDa receptor-associated protein of the synapse-like. The record is from RefSeq and is a predicted model, not a curated record. NCBI's taxonomy places the organism in Eukaryota, Metazoa, Chordata, Actinopteri, Beloniformes, Adrianichthyidae. Gene Ontology annotation, molecular function: protein binding. Bases 3 to 476 code for a protein of 157 amino acids. The transcript is spliced from 4 exons.
CCAUGAAGAUUGCUCUGCAGCACGGUGACCGACCUCUGCAGGCGCUCUGCCUCCUAAACUUUGCAGACAUUCAUCGCUACAGGCAUGCUGUUGAUAAAGCAUUGCCUCGAUAUGAUUCUGCUCUGGCCAUCAUGACUGAGAUCGGAAACCGCCUCGGGCAAACACAAGUGUACCUGGGAGUUGCAAAGUGCCAGCUUCUGAAGAAAGAACUUGAUAAGGCUCUUGAGUCUUUACAGCGAGCACAGGAGUUGGCAGAUGGAAUGGGAAACAAGCUGUGCACCCUGAAAGUCCACUGCCUGAGCGAAGGAGUCUAUCAAAGCCGCAAGCAGCAGGAAGAAGUCAGGGAGCAGGUGGUCAAGUUCCUGCAGUGCGUGGAGGAGCUCGAACUCUAUUGCGGCAUUUGUGGAGAGUCUAUCGGGGACAGAGACCAAAAACUGCAGGCCUUGCCCUGUUCCCACAUCUACCACCUCAAGUAGGUGUUUGUUUUCCACUAGUAUUAUUUGUACUACUCCUCAAACAGCCAAAUAGCUACAAUCACUUCUGAGAAAUACAGACCCUUUCU